AUGGCGCCGAUAAUUUCAACAAGUGAUGUGGAUGCUGUUGCAAUAGCCAUAGAAACUUUAAACGGAGGUGUGAUUGCCAUACCAACAGAUACAGUCUACGGCUUAGCAUGUGCAGCGACUAAUGUACAGUCAAUUUCAAAAUUAUAUGAGAUAAAAUCGCGAAAUGAAAACAAACCGGUCGCCGUUUGCGUUGGGCGGCAGCAUGACGUUGCAAAAUGGGCGAAUUGUUCGAAUUUACCACCGCGACUUCUUGAAGCAUUACUACCGGGCCCAGUAACGUUAAUUCUCGAAUGUAUUAAUGCGUUAGAUAAGUCUUUAGUGUUUGAUGGUAAGUUAGGAGUCAGAAUUCCUGAUUAUAGAUUUAUUCAGGAUGUUGCGAAGGGUUUAGAUAGUCCGAUUGCGUUGACAAGUGCCAAUUUAAGCGGGCAAGCUAGCACCGUGAAUGUUUACGAGUUUAAAGAGUUGUGGUCAUGUUUGGAUUGCGUUUUUGAUGGCGGUGAUCUCGAGAACAAACGCAACGCAUCAACUGUUAUUGAUUUGUCAGAAAAAGGUUGUUAUAAGAUUGUUAGGAACGGUAUUGCUUUUGAUAAGUCUGUAAGUAUUCUGAAUGGAUUUGGAUUGAGGAAUAUUUAAUUUUAAAGUAAUUUAUAUAAAUAUUUUGAAUAAAUGUUAUUUUUGAUCACAA
Molecule: messenger RNA, 685 nt
Organism: Dalotia coriaria
Lineage: Eukaryota; Metazoa; Arthropoda; Insecta; Coleoptera; Staphylinidae
Gene: Tcs1
Product: Threonyl-carbamoyl synthesis 1
Biological process (GO): regulation of translational fidelity
Cellular component (GO): cytoplasm
Molecular function (GO): tRNA binding; double-stranded RNA binding; nucleotidyltransferase activity
Source: RefSeq, a predicted model, not a curated record